CUCCCAGCUGACACCCAAAACAGUCAAUUCUCAUCUGCACCAUGGCCACUGCUGUCCUCUCCCGCAAGGCCGGCGUCAUUGUCGGCGACGAUGUCCUGAAGCUCUUCAACUAUGCGCAAGAGAAGAACUUCGCCAUUCCCGCCAUCAAUGUCACCUCCAGCUCCACUGUAGUUGCGGCCCUUGAGGCUGCGAGGGAUGCCAAAGCUCCCAUCAUUCUGCAGAUGUCACAAGGUGGUGCUGCCUACUUUGCCGGCAAGGGCGUCGACAACAAGAACCAGGAGGCUUCCAUCGCUGGAGCUGUUGCCGGAGCCAACUACAUCAGGAGUGUGGCGCCAGCCUACGGCAUCCCCGUUAUUCUCCACACUGACCACUGCGCGAAGAAGCUGCUUCCUUGGCUCGAUGGUAUGCUGAGCGCAGAUGAGGCUUACUUCAAGACUCAUGGCGAACCCCUAUUCAGCAGCCACAUGAUCGAUCUCAGUGAAGAGGCCGUUGAUUGGAACAUCAAAACCACUGCCGAAUACCUCAAGCGCGCGGCGCCAUUGAAGCAGUGGCUAGAGAUGGAAAUCGGCAUCACUGGUGGCGAGGAAGAUGGUGUGAACAACGAGGACGUCGACAACAACUCACUCUACACCCAGCCCGAGGACAUCUACGAGAUCUACAAGACUCUCUCCCCUAUCAGCCCAUACUUCUCCAUCGCCGCCGGUUUCGGAAACGUUCACGGUGUCUACAAGCCUGGAAACGUCAAGCUUCAGCCAGGUCUGCUCAAGAAACACCAGGCUUACGUCAAGGAGAAGAUUGGUGCCAAGGAGGAGAAGCCGGUCUUCCUGGUCUUCCACGGUGGCAGUGGCUCCACGGUCGAGGACUUCAGGGAAGCUAUCUCAUACGGUGUCGUCAAGGUCAACUUGGAUACUGAUCUCCAAUGGGCCUACCUCACCGGCAUCCGUGACUACGUCCUUAACAAGCAGGAAUACAUCAAGACUCAAGUCGGUAACCCAGAUGGCGAGGACAAGCCCAACAAGAAGUACUACGACCCCCGUGUGUGGGUCCGCGAGGGCGAGAAGACCAUGACCAAGCGCAUCAUAAUCGCGCUCGACGACUUCAACACUGCUGGUAAGUUGUAGGUCGAAAUGCGUCGUGGGUCAAGGUAAAUGAGAAGGAAAGGAAUUGGACUCCGGGGCCGAUUGCAGGCAGAAGGAUGGCGUCUAUCCCCCUUUUUGCGGCCUAUAUGUAACUAGAGAACGAAGUUCCGA
Mytilinidion resinicola is the source of this 1250-nucleotide messenger RNA. RefSeq lists its product as uncharacterized. The record is from RefSeq and is a predicted model, not a curated record. Lineage: Eukaryota; Fungi; Ascomycota; Dothideomycetes; Mytilinidiales; Mytilinidiaceae. The coding region runs from base 42 to 1121 and encodes 359 amino acids. The transcript has 12 exons. Gene Ontology annotation, molecular function: zinc ion binding; fructose-bisphosphate aldolase activity. Gene Ontology annotation, biological process: gluconeogenesis; glycolytic process. Gene Ontology annotation, cellular component: cytosol.